GCCAUUCCAUCACUCCAACUUGCGCUUCGUCUCUCACUCCCACUCUUCAAAACCGGCAGGAAACUUGAAAGAUCACAAUGGCGCGCCCUGCCGUCCUGUGUGCUGCGCUCAUCUGCCUCUUGGCGACGCAUUCCCUCGCGCAGUCACCCGCAGCCGCUCCGGCCAACGCGCCGCCCAAAUCUCCACAGGCCGCGACGCCCACCGCCACUCCUGCCCAAGCCAAAUCCCCCGCUGCUGCUACCGCGCCGCCCACCACCCCAGCCACGCCUGCCGACGCCACAUCCCCCGCUGCUGCCGCCGCGCCGCCCACCACGCCUGCCAAAGCCACAUCCCCCGCCGCUUCCGCCGCGCCGACCACCACGCCUACCAAAGCCACAUCCCCCGCUGCCGCACCCCCCACCACCCCAGCCACGCCUGCCAAAGCCACAUCCCCCGCCGCCGCGCCACCAACCACCACGCCUGCAAAAGCCACAUCCCCCGCCGCCGCGCCGCCCACCACCCAAGCCCCGCCUGCCGACGCCACAUCUCCCGCCGCUGCUGCCGCACCACCCACCACCCCGGCCACCCCUGCGCCCAAGUCCUCCCCGGUCACCCCUACACCCAAGCCUUCCCCUACCACCCCGGCACCCAAGCCCGCGCCAGUCACCGCUGCCCCUGUAGCCGCGCCUACCACCACCCCCGUCACGCCGGCGCCAGUCAAGGCCCCGGCCGCAGCUCCUCCCAUGCCCAAAGCCAAGGCCCCCGCGGCGGCACCGCCUGCCAAGGCCACCGCGCCUGCCCCGGCGGCACUCCCUCCCACCGUGGAGGCACCGGCUGCUCUCCCUCCCACCGUGGAGGCACCAGCGGCACUCCCACCCACCGUAGAGGCACCGACGGCGCUCCCACCCACCGUAGAGGCACCGACGGCCGCCUCCCCCGCGCCCGUCGUUGCCGACGUGCCAGCCGCAGCGCCGGCCCCGGACACGAAGCCCACCAAGGCCCCCGCCCCGGCGCCCGCCAAGUCCAAGAAGCGCUCGUCCAAGGACAAGAAGAAGAAGGCUGCCGCCCCUGCUCCGGCCGCCGUCGCCCCCGUCGCCAAGACCGCAUCACCCGCCAUCUCUGACGCCGAGGCUCCCGGGCCCAGCGGAGACUCCACCGCCUCCGACACCGCGAAUGCCGCGGGAAGAAGUGCCGAGAGGAUGGCGGGCGUGAUCCUAGCGGCGCUUGCGGCGGUGGCGAUGCUCGCCGCCUAGAGUCCGAGACUCGGUGCGAUCCCAAGCGAUUGAUGCUAGUGGCCAUGUCACACUGGCCGUGCAUGCCUCCGUUUUCCCUUUUCGUUUGUGUAUGUAUGUAAUUUUACAAGGGCCGGACUCGAUCUUCGGCCUUUUCCUGUAUGCACUAGAUCUCACAUUAUGCGGAUUGUUUUAUUUGCCUUCAGAGAGAGGUCAGAGAAGAUACGGGUGACAGAGAGGGAGUGGGGACAUUGCCUGUGUAUUGUUAAAUUUAUUCAUAUUUAUAUAAACGUUAUUUAUUCCAUUUUA
Lolium perenne is the source of this 1520-nucleotide messenger RNA. RefSeq lists its product as uncharacterized. NCBI's taxonomy places the organism in Eukaryota, Viridiplantae, Streptophyta, Magnoliopsida, Poales, Poaceae. The record is from RefSeq and is a predicted model, not a curated record.